UAUACGCUACCGCAGAAGGCAAUUUCCAACUUAAGUCGGCUACCUCCGCUAUAAAAACCCUCCUCUCCACCUUGGUUUUCAUACCUAAUCUUCUCCCAAUUCUCUUCUUCCAUUCCUUCCGCUUUUGUCAAGAUGCAGAUCUUUGUGAAAACCCUCACCGGUAAGACCAUCACCCUUGAGGUGGAGAGCUCCGACACAAUCGACAACGUUAAGGCCAAGAUCCAGGACAAGGAAGGUAUUCCCCCGGAUCAGCAGAGGCUUAUCUUUGCCGGCAAGCAGCUCGAGGACGGCCGCACCCUUGCCGAUUACAACAUCCAAAAGGAGUCCACCCUCCACUUGGUCCUCCGUCUCCGUGGCGGUAUGCAGAUCUUUGUCAAGACCCUCACUGGAAAGACCAUCACCCUCGAGGUCGAGAGCUCUGAUACCAUUGACAACGUUAAGGCCAAGAUCCAGGACAAGGAGGGCAUUCCCCCGGACCAGCAGAGGUUGAUCUUUGCCGGCAAGCAGCUUGAAGAUGGCCGCACCCUUGCCGACUACAACAUUCAGAAGGAGUCCACCCUCCACUUGGUGCUGAGGCUGAGAGGAGGAAUGCAGAUCUUUGUCAAGACCCUGACGGGGAAGACCAUCACCUUGGAGGUGGAGAGCUCGGACACCAUUGACAAUGUCAAGGCAAAGAUCCAGGACAAGGAAGGCAUUCCCCCGGACCAGCAGAGGUUGAUCUUUGCCGGGAAGCAACUUGAGGAUGGGCGUACCUUGGCCGAUUACAAUAUUCAGAAGGAGUCAACCCUGCACUUGGUGCUGAGGCUGAGAGGAGGAAUGCAGAUUUUCGUUAAGACCCUGACUGGGAAGACCAUCACCUUGGAGGUGGAGAGCUCUGACACAAUUGAUAAUGUGAAGGCCAAGAUUCAGGAUAAGGAGGGAAUCCCACCGGACCAGCAGAGAUUGAUCUUCGCUGGAAAGCAGUUGGAGGAUGGAAGGACCCUCGCUGAUUACAACAUUCAGAAGGAGUCCACCCUUCACCUUGUCCUCCGUCUCCGUGGUGGCUUCUAAAUGUUGUGAAAUUUGCUAUCAUUUGUCGUUGGUGUCUGGUCUUUAUUCGGUCUGUUGGUCUUUAUUCGGUCUGUUGGUGUCUGGUCUGGUUUUAUCUGCUGUUCUGAACUGCUGCUGUUAUGAAGUUGAUGUUCAUUUCAAUACCUAUUGAACAAUUAGGUGGGGUUUCCCCCCACUACUUAAAUAAAUUGUCUUUCAGUA
Molecule: messenger RNA, 1251 nt
Organism: Salvia splendens (bonfire salvia)
Lineage: Eukaryota; Viridiplantae; Streptophyta; Magnoliopsida; Lamiales; Lamiaceae
Product: polyubiquitin
Exons: 2
Coding region: 133-1050 (305 amino acids)
Molecular function (GO): protein binding
Source: RefSeq, a predicted model, not a curated record